Molecule: messenger RNA, 868 nt
Organism: Capsella rubella
Lineage: Eukaryota; Viridiplantae; Streptophyta; Magnoliopsida; Brassicales; Brassicaceae
Exons: 4
Coding region: 16-681 (221 amino acids)
Biological process (GO): DNA damage response; fatty acid metabolic process
Cellular component (GO): mitochondrial matrix
Source: RefSeq, a predicted model, not a curated record
AAAAAAAAACAAAAAAUGGACGAUGAAGCAGAGAAAUUGAGAGCAGCUUUUGGAGGAGAUUCGUCGGAUGGAGAAGAUGGAGCGGAACAAGCGAUCGGAGAUUCGACGGUAUGGGAGCGAGUGGAGGAGAUCAAUGGUUUAUGGCUCUGUAGAAACUUUCUCCCUGUUGCUCACCAAUCUGAUUUGCUCUCCGCCAUUCUAAACGAAGGUUGGUUCGUCGAAGAAUCUAUUAACCAGGCGAUGAGAUUUGGUGAUCUCCCUUCAUGGGCAAUAGAAGUAUCUGAUCUUAUCCGUGAGACUGUGGAAUCUGUUGAUCUUCGAGUGUUGCCUGCUGAUUUACUGUGGAGAGAACCUCUGUUCGACCAGCUCAUUGUCAAUUUAUACCAACCAGGUGAGGGGAUCUGUGCACAUGUUGAUCUUCUGCGUUUUGAAGAUGGAAUUGCAAUUGUCUCCCUGGAAUCACCUUGCGUGAUGCGGUUCACUCCCGCAGAAAAGGAAGAAGAAGAAUAUGUGGAUGUUUUGUUGAGCCCGGGAUCUCUCAUUCUCAUGUCCGGAGAAGCUCGGUAUCAAUGGAAACACGAGAUUAAUCGAAAGCAGAAUGGGUUUCAAGUUUGGGAAGGAGAACAAAUUGAUCAGAAAAGAAGAAUCUCCAUUACUUUGAGAAAACUAUGUCAAGCUUAAGGGUGUGUGAAGCUGAUAUUUAGACUAGGUAAUAUAUUUGUAACUGUGAAACUGUGAUUGAUUGAUAGGAACUAUAAUGUUUAGACUAGGUAAUCCUCCUCAUAUCUUACAUUGGUAACCUAUUAAGGUCAUCAAAUUUUUGUUUGAUAAAUUGAAAUUGAAGUAGAGAUUUUCGAUUAAUUAUUAA